GGCUUACAGAAUAUUUCAUCCAACAUGAUAAUUAUUUUUAUACAAAAAAGUUAAUUUUUAAGUUUUCUUUCCUGCCAUACGUGUCGCAACAUAUGAGAAUCCCUAUAAAUAAGGGGUACCCAAUUUGGAAACUUGAAAGAGUUUUAGUAAUAAACAAAAAAAUGGAAAGGAAAGUGGGCAUAAUAGGGGCAGGAAUUAGUGGUCUAUUAGCAUGCAAAUAUGCCCUUGCUAAGGGUUACCACCCCUUAGUUUUUGAGUCCCGAAGCACCAUUGGUGGUGUUUGGACCAAAACUGUGGAAACUACUAAACUUCAAACACCUAAACCACUCUAUGAAUUCAGUGAUUUCCCAUGGCCUUCUUCAGUGGAAACAGUUUUCCCUGACCAAAAUCAAGUGUUUGAUUAUCUUAAAUCUUACGCUAAUCACUUUGAUUUGCUUAAACACAUUAGAUUUAACACCAAAGUUGUGAGUAUUAAGUAUGAAGGUCCAUCUGAUGAAGAGAUCCAAUCAUGGGCCCUUUGGGGUGGGAAUGGUAACCCGUUUGGUAAUAUGGGCAAAUGGACUGUCACAACCCAAGAUCUACUCAGCCAAACUAUCGAGGUGAUGCAAGUAGAAUUUGUGGUGUUGUGUCUGGGGCGAUUCAGUGAUCUACCUAACAUGCCCGAGUUUCCUUCGGGUAAAGGCCCAGAGGUAUUCGAUGGGAAGGUCAUGCAUUCUAUGGAUUAUGCUGCUUUGGACUAUGAAACUGCUAGAAAUUUGGUUAAGGGAAAGCGAGUUACAGUUGUUGGCUUCCAAAAAUCUGCACUCGACAUUGCUAUGGAGACUUCCAUUGCCAACGGAGUGGAACGUCCAUGCACGGUAAUAUGUAGAACACCACAUUGGAAUGUACCCGAUUACUUCCCUUGGGGAUUUCCUCUUGCAUACUUGUAUUUGAAUCGCUUUUCCGAAUUCUUAGUUCAUAAGCCUGGUGAAGGCCUUCUGCUUAGUCUCCUUGCCUCGCUACUUUUACCUUUGAGAUGGGGAAUAAGUAAAUUUGUGGAAAGCGAUAUUAAGAAGAAGCAUAAUCUGAAGAAAUUCGGUAUGGUACCGGAACAUAGCUUCUUACAGGAGAUGAACUCUUGUUUGAUCUCAACCGUUCCACAAGGAUUUUAUGAAAAUGCUGAGAAAGGAAGCAUUGUUUUGAAAAGAUCUCCAACUUUUAGCUUCUGCAAACAGGGUGUUAUACUUGAUGAUAGUACCGUUGGAACAAAGGAACCUAUUAAGAGUGACGUUGUUAUUUUUGCUACUGGAUUUAAGGGUGAUCAGAAGCUCAAAGACAUAUUUGCAUCUCCCAAAUUUCAGGAUUAUAUUAUCGGCUCUUCUCAUAAAAGUGUUCCAUUAUACAGGGAAUGUAUCCAUCCACGUAUUCCACAAUUGGCAGUAAUUGGAUUUUCGGAGAGCAUUGCCAACUUGUACACUUCGGAAUUAAGAUGUCGCUGGUUAUUUGAAUUGGUUGAUGGCAAAUUUAAAUUGCCAAACAUUCAAAAAAUGGAGAAAGAUGUGUUGGAAUGGGAUCAAUUCAUGAAGAGGUCAUCUGGCAAGUAUUACAGAAGAUCUUGCAUUGGAGCACUGCAUAUUUGGUACAAUGAUCAACUGUGCAAAGACAUGGGCUUGACCCCAAACAGAAAGAAGGGAUAUUGGGCUGAAUUGUUUGAGCCUUAUGGCCCAAUGGACUAUGCUUAAGGUUAUUAAUUCCAUGUUCUCAUGGUUCGCUUGUGAGUUGUGACACAUCUAUUAUCUAUAAUCUACUCGUGUAACUUAAACAUUACCCUAACAAAACUUAUUUAUUUAUUUA
Molecule: messenger RNA, 1833 nt
Organism: Spinacia oleracea (spinach)
Lineage: Eukaryota; Viridiplantae; Streptophyta; Magnoliopsida; Caryophyllales; Amaranthaceae
Product: probable flavin-containing monooxygenase 1
Exons: 5
Coding region: 93-1721 (542 amino acids)
Molecular function (GO): NADP binding; flavin adenine dinucleotide binding; N,N-dimethylaniline monooxygenase activity
Source: RefSeq, a predicted model, not a curated record